Molecule: messenger RNA, 3045 nt
Organism: Babesia microti strain RI
Lineage: Eukaryota; Apicomplexa; Aconoidasida; Piroplasmida; Babesiidae
Product: E4 ubiquitin-protein ligase UFD2
Exons: 1
Coding region: 1-3045 (1014 amino acids)
Biological process (GO): protein polyubiquitination
Cellular component (GO): ubiquitin ligase complex; cytoplasm; nucleus
Molecular function (GO): ubiquitin-ubiquitin ligase activity
Source: RefSeq, a predicted model, not a curated record
AUGUCCGGGGAUCAUGUGGAAUCGCUGCAGCGAAUUCUACAUGUUACCGUGAAUAAAUCCCCAAGUAUUAUUUUUAAUGAUUGUGAAGAUGAACCAUGGAAUGGUGAUUCCAAAAAUUUGCCAUUAUAUAUUGGAAAUGCACCUUUUUUAAAUGGAGAGCCACACAAAUUGAUUGAUAAUGUUGAUAAAAUAUUGCAAGUGCUAGUAAAAAAAGCCAACAAAAUACAUGCUAACCCAAUUACUGUCAUGUACCACGUUUUCAGUCGUUCAGAAAUCAUAAAAUGGCCAAAUUUAAUUAACAUAUGCAAUUUAUCAAUCAGCCAAUGCUGUUUGUAUCUAUGUUGCCCUCAAUAUUACGGUAUUGAACUACAAAUAGAUGAUAGAAUUUCAAAAUUAUUAGAGUUUUUUCAAUCUAACUCUGGCAAAGCCCUUAAAUUUGGUAUAGAUAUAUUGCUAAACUUACAGCAAGAUAAUCCUGAGGAUUAUCUUGUAAUCAACAAAAAAUUAUCAGAGCUUCUGGUCAAAGAAUUGUGCGACAGAACCCUAGGAAAUCCCAAGACUAAAAUUAUUUCUAUAAUCAACUCCUUAAUCAGCAACAAAUCCAUAGCGAUGUUACUGUGUAAGGAAUGGUUUAACAGUGCGGUAUGGGACAAGCCAUUAAUGGUGGAAAGGAAGCUAUUUUGGGGUAGGUUGCUGGCCAUCACUAGCCUUAACGAAUUUGGCCCGGGAAAGUUAGACGAUGAUUCUUGGUACCAUAAUCAAACGCCUACUAGACAGACUUAUUUUUCAUCAAGAAUGACCUUGCCAGCAUUGAUCGCAUCAAUAAAUACGGUUCAAUCGGAAAUAUCACAGGGGAAUGUUAUUAGUAACAGUGUUAUCAAGACGUUUAUAAAAAUUGAUAGUGAGAUGAGGUACUAUGUAUUAAAAUAUUUUGGCAAGAUCUUGGAAGGUAACAGCAUUAAGGCAAGAGUUGGAAGGAAUGCCAUGAGUAGAUUUGGGGAAUAUCGUUCGCAGUCGCUCAACAAAACUUAUACAUUCAUGUUGACAAUAAAUGGCGAUAAUUCAUUUGGAUUCUGCCUAAAUUUCUCUUGGAUACUAAUAACCUUGUGUUAUGGAAUACAGCUAAACAAGGUAAACACAUUAAUGUGCAGCUUCUGUGCAAGCGAUUCUGAUAAGGUUAAAGAAUUGAUGUGUUUUUGCAGUAAAUGCGUUUUUAUGGGCGAUGACGAACAGGUUAUGGCGGCUAAAGUAUUGGUUGAAAAAUUGCCAAUUGAGCAAGAAAUUGACAAAUUCACUAACCAAAUUUACUGGCUCACAUACAAAUCAAUCAAUGUGAUGGUUAAACCCUGUUUGGAUGAAUAUAUCGCAAUUAUCAGACAUAUGUCCGAAGCUUCUAAUGAAGAGGAGAGGCUCCAACUGUUUUCACAUUACUGCAUUUGGCAUUCUAUUGUGGAGCAUCAGGAUUUUUUGGAUAAAUUUUGGCAUUAUAUAAACUUAUCCCUUUCUCUCAUUAUGCGUGCUUGUUGUAUCUACUUACCUGAUGGAUUGGAGGAUGAUGAGGCUAUACAGUAUUUAACUACCCAAGGCAGGGGCAAAUUACAGAAUUUGUUAUUAUACAGGGCAAAUAAAUUUAAAGUUAGAAUUGGUAAUAAUGAUAGUUUAAUGUCGCCUCAAUUGACGUUGUUACCAGUUGAUUUCAUAGGUGAUAUAAUUGAGAUUGUUAAAAGGUUAAUAAUAAUUUACCCUUCGAAACAUAUUAAAAUUUCAACGGUAGAUAUCUUAUAUGGCUUGGACCUUGAAUUAUUUACCUCGGUUUGCAUUAUUAUAAUGACCGAAUCCAAGUUAUUUAAAAAUAUACAUCUACGGUGUGAUGCAGCCUCUAUGUCACUAUUUUAUUUGAAUAUAUAUGCUAAUAAUUAUUGGAAUAAAUUGUUAGAAUUUCAAACAACAAAAUCAUAUCUAGUUAAGGCUUUGACUAUGGUUUUUGUGGAUACACAAAAAGCGAGUUACUACGAUCGUAUUAACUUCCGUUUACCACUAGUGGAGAAUAUAUCAGGGCUACUAAAAGUUCCAGAGUAUAAGGUGUCUUUCAACAAUUUAGUAGACACAGAUAACCAGUUAUUUGUACAUUUGUUACAUCUGUUACUCAAUGACAUGUCUUUCCUAAUUGAGGAAGUUGUAUCGUUGUUGACUGAGAUUAAGAGAAGGGAGAACCAACCAGAUCCUCAAAACAACGUUGAUACUGAUACAUCUAAUGUUUUUAACUCCAACACUAAUAGUGGUACUAGUACUAACCCAAACAACGGCGAUGAUAAUGAAAACAACGAACAAAUAUUGGAUGAAGGAGGUGACAAUAGAAGCUCGUCCUUCCAAAUGUUAAAAUCUAGGGCCAGAUCUACUGUGACUUAUGGUCUAAAGGUAUGCAAGCUUGUGGGUCUUUUUUCUGAAUUAUUCAAAACUUACAUACUGGAUUCUCCCAUAAUCUUACCGCAAGUGGUAACCUGCUUAAACAAUUGUAUUGACAAUUUGGUAGGUCCAAACUGUUUAAAGCUUAAGGUCAAGAAUAUGACAGAGUACAAUUUCGAUCCACGAGAAUGGUUACGAUCAAUAAUGUCUUGUUAUAACAAUUUGAACAGCAAUAUGCAUGUGUUUUGCAAAUCAAUUGCUGCAGAAGAGAGGUACUACAAUCACAACACUUUCAAGAAAGCAUUACGAAUAGCACGUAGAGAAAACAUGUUUCCAUCUAAAAUCCUUGCAAAUUUUCAGGUCAUGAUAGAAACUGUGCAACAAUUUGCCAGUAAUUUGACUAUAGAAGUUGAUAUACCAGAAGAAUUCCUGGAUCCCAUCAUGCAGGAAAUAAUGCUAGACCCUGUUCUAUUACCAACAAGUAACAACGUUAUGGAUAGGGCCGUAAUUGAACGCCACCUGAUGUCAGAACCUACUGAUCCGUUCAAUAGGAUCCACUUGACUAGUGAUGAUCUUGUCCCGCAGCCAGAACUAAAGGAGAAGAUUCUUAGAUUUAUGAAUGAACAUAAUAUAAAUUAA